This is a messenger RNA of Dibothriocephalus latus, 390 nucleotides long. The record is from the annotation of a GenBank genome assembly. Lineage: Eukaryota; Metazoa; Platyhelminthes; Cestoda; Diphyllobothriidea; Diphyllobothriidae.
AUGGAAGACCAACUUAUUCAACUGCGCGAAGAGAGUCACGCUUCCAAGCAGGUUCACCAGGAGCGUACAGAAAGACUGACCAAUCAGCUCAAACUUAGCAGACAGCACUACCGGGAUCUGGAACGUCGGCGGCAGCUGGAGGUGGAGGGCUAUCAGACGGACUUGGAUGAUCUGCGCAAGAAGCUCAAAGAUGUGGAGAAAAAGUUCCUGCAGAUGACAUUGGGCUGUGCAAAGGAUUCCGACUGCCGUGCGAAAUCUCUGGACAAAUUCGACCUGAGAAUCCUUGAAAAUGUUCGGCAAACGUCGACCCGAUCAAAGUUCCUGCUAAAUGACCUGAAAAAUCUCAAAGCCCUAAUGUAUACUCUGGAGGACGAGAUGCGUAAACUCUGA